AUGGAUGGAGGGCCCAAGAGCCCGUGGCUGGAGUUCAGUUUUGGAUGCUGUGCGUCCGGGAGGAGAGAUUCUGUGGAGGAGGAUGACGGGAGGGCUGCGUUGCAGGCUAAUGGUAUGUUGAUGCGAAUAUGCUACAACCAACCGCAAACAGUGUCCCUACCACGGGCAGAGCCAUCAACCUACACACGCCCAACAACCAGCCACUCCAUGGGCCGCCACGUCUCUCAGUGGGUAUCUAACGGCCGCGACUUCGCUACUCGCGCCUCUUCCCGCGCAAGCGUCCACACCCUCUCGCGACCCAGGAAAUCGCACUCCAGGCCACGCCCCAGCAUCAGCCGUCCCACCGACUUUCGCCACUGCGACGGCCUUGACGGUGUGGAUGGCAUUCAAAGCAUGAUAGACGACGCACCCAUGCCCGUUCGUCGUCGCCGUAGCUUCCAACCCCUGGAACUCUCCAUCUAUCUACCCGACGGCCGCCUAUCUCCGCUACCGGAUUUCGAGGCCGACGAGUGGAACAAACUGCCAGCUGAGCUGGAGAUCCCCGCGCAGGCGCUAGUCCGCCAAAGAGAUUCGCGGACGAAUUCUAUUUCUUCUAAUCUAUCCACUUCGUCGUACCUUAUCCAGCGGAAACCCGUGGGCUCAGGGUCGAGGAGGUCGAGCUUGCAGAGUCAAGGCGAGGUGCACUCGAGACCGAUAUCUGGGACGUUUUCGUCUCUGCCGUUCUUGAUGGAGGAGCCGAAAAAUCGUCCGGAUUCUACCAUCGGCAGUCCGAACUCACUGCAAAGAGCGAACACAUACGGCACGUUGUCGCCGAACCGCAUCCUCUCCCGUUUGCCGUCCCCUUCGCGGGCUCGCGCGCAAACUGCGCCAUCACGCCCGGGUAGCGUGCGCAGGGCAAGAACAGACGUCGACGACGCAAUCCGCGAACUCAACACCAUCGUCGAAGAGCGCCGCGCAGAAGCCUACCGCUCACACGCCCAAUCGCCCGCCUUCAUCAACCGGCCGCCUCCUUCGCCAUCUUCGCAU
Messenger RNA from Trematosphaeria pertusa, 1026 nucleotides. RefSeq lists its product as uncharacterized. The record is from RefSeq and is a predicted model, not a curated record. NCBI's taxonomy places the organism in Eukaryota, Fungi, Ascomycota, Dothideomycetes, Pleosporales, Trematosphaeriaceae. The annotation marks the transcript as partial. The transcript has 2 exons.